Molecule: messenger RNA, 1165 nt
Organism: Diorhabda carinulata
Lineage: Eukaryota; Metazoa; Arthropoda; Insecta; Coleoptera; Chrysomelidae
Product: Kv channel-interacting protein 4-like
Exons: 6
Coding region: 258-1064 (268 amino acids)
Molecular function (GO): calcium ion binding
Source: RefSeq, a predicted model, not a curated record
AGUGUCUCUAAAGCUUCGUUCCUGUGUGGCGCUGUGAAAGGUUUCCGUUUCGUCGAUGUUUUGUGACGUUUCGCAUUAAAACGGUUUCCAUAUGGAGAGGAAAAUAUCUUGUAGGAUUAAGAUAUUUUACUAACAAGUACAUUUCGAUGCUCGACACUAGCUUAUCUACUAACUCGUUUUACUUUAUGACUAAUGGAUAGCUGAAGGACAGUAGCGGGGCCGAACGCUUCUAAAGGCCACAAAAUGCCUCGCCCAUAAUGUACCCCAUGGUGCAAUCACAGAGCAAAGAUCGAAGGCAACCCCAUAUAGCGCUCAUCAGUGAGCAGAGGCUACAGCCUCUCUCUGAGCAACCAGCCCCUUCCGACGAAGAAACUGCCGAAGAUAAUUCAAUCAAGAGGAGGCAUAGGAGACCGUUACAUAGAAGAUUUUUUACUUACGUAAGGGAGGCCUGGACAGGAGUCAAAUCAGCUUUAGAUUCCGAACUCGAGGAUUUGGAAACCCCACCGCGGUACAGACCCGACAGCCUAGAAGCUCUUUGUAGAGCUACUCGUUUUUCAGAAGCCGAAAUCAAAAGAAUUUAUCGUGGAUUUAAAGCUGAAUGUCCGACCGGAGUUGUUAAAGAAGACACUUUCAAGAUGAUUUACGCGCAGUUUUUCCCACAAGGAGUGAACAGUAGUCAGUAUGCUCAUUAUGUAUUCAACACUCUGGAUCAAGAUCAUAGCGGACUGAUUAGUUUUGAGGACUUUGUCCAAAACUUAUCGAUUCUAUCGAGGGGAUCUUUGGAUGAAAAAUUGAGAUGGGCUUUCUCCCUUUACGAUAUAAACGGUGAUGGGUGUAUCACACGCGAAGAAAUGACGGACAUUGUUAGUGCGAUUUAUGAUCUAAUGGGUAAAUUGGCAGAGCCGUGUAUCGAAGAAGACACUGUUAAAGAUAAAGUUGAUAGAAUAUUCCAGAAAAUGGACACGAACGGCGACGGCGUAGUGACUUUGGACGAAUUUUUAGAAUGUUGUAGGAGAGACGAAAGCAUAUCAUCAUCAAUGGCCGUCUUCGAUACGUCCAUAUGACAUACGAACGGCGGCGUUCGUGAAGGUGUUUCUAUUUGAGGGACUUGAUCGGAUGUCGUUUCCGAAAUCGACCAAUUUAGAAAUUUGAAUAUACUCAAAAA